UCCACACUAAAAUAUACUAAUCGGUCCAUCGGUCCGUCCGUCCGUUCGUCCAUUGCUUCUCUUUUUUCUCCAUCUGAAACUUAUCAACCUUCACCAGCAGCUCUAAUCUCCUUCUUCUCUCAGGGGGAAAAAAAAAAUCUCUUUCUUUUGUCUCUCUCUCUCUCUCUGAAACUUAUACACAAUGGCCAAUCUUUUCUUCCUUGUUUCUCUCUCUUUCUUCCUCCUCUUACCACUCUGCUAUUCAAACCCUAACCCUAAUUCUAGUUCAUCGCCAUCAGCCGCCCACACGGAGCUUACCAAGUACGGCUUCCCCAUCGGAUUACUCCCCACCAACGUCCUCACAUACACUGUUAACCGGACCUCCGGCGACUUCUUCGUCCACCUCGGUGACACGUGCAAGGUCACGCUCCCUCCGGACAACUACUUGGCCACGUACUCUAAGAAAAUCACUGGCAAGAUUGUGGAGGGGCACAUCGCCGAUCUCGACGGAAUUAGGGUUAGGGCUUUCUUCAGUUGGUGGUCCAUCACCGGGAUUAAAUCGACCGGCGAGGAUUUGGUCUUCGAGGUCGGAAUGGUUACCGCCAAGUACCCCUCCAAGAAUUUCGACGAGAGUCCUCCCUGCGAGGGCAAGCACUCUGCAUCCUAACCUAUUAACAUGUUACAAAGGUUUUCAUCGGUUGCAUCGAUGGAUAAUGCAAUAAUUUCCACUGAUAAGUUAAGAGAGGAAUUACUUAGCAUGUUUAAUGAAUUAUUAGUGGUUUAUGUUAUCUGGACAUUAAGGCAGAAUGAAUUUCCGAAAGAAACAUCAAGGCAGAAUGCCUGUAUCAAUGUUUAUCAUUUUAUAUGAUUUAUAUAUUGUUUUCAGAUUUGUUUCCAUUGUACGUAUGUCAAGCUAUUUCUGCAUGCUGUGUCACUUUUUGAGAUGGAUGCAUAGUGUUAUUGUAGUAAAAUUUCCAGAUUUUCUUUUGAA
Messenger RNA from Cornus florida, 970 nucleotides. RefSeq lists its product as uncharacterized. Bases 182 to 646 code for a protein of 154 amino acids. Lineage: Eukaryota; Viridiplantae; Streptophyta; Magnoliopsida; Cornales; Cornaceae. The transcript has 2 exons. The record is from RefSeq and is a predicted model, not a curated record.